This is a messenger RNA of Moneuplotes crassus, 882 nucleotides long. The record is from the annotation of a GenBank genome assembly. Lineage: Eukaryota; Ciliophora; Spirotrichea; Euplotida; Euplotidae.
AUGGAAAUUGAAGAAGACCAAAAAGAGACUAAACCACUUACUACUAAAACCUUUAAUGAACUCAUUAGGGCCCUAGACUCACAAGCAUCACAUACUUCAUUUGGAGUGCUACCUCUAUCUGUGGAAAAGACUGCUCCUAAUUACAGUUUUCCCCUUGCUAAGAAGGAUGAUGGAGACAAGAUAGUAACAGACCAGGAGAUGGCAAAGACACAAUUUGCUAGCAAGCAUUCUCCAGGCCCUGUCUAUGUGUAUCAAGAUGAUACUAAAUAUCAGGCUGCACCAAAGUUUGGCUUUGGGACCGCUCCCAAAAUUGAGCCUACAAAGCCAAAGUAUGACUAUUAUGAAAUUGACAAGAUCAUCGAUUACCCAAUAGAAGCUGAUAAAGCUAGAAAGAAGAGAUGAUGAGUUCCAAAGAUAGGCACAGAGCCGAGAAUGCCAGUAUCUUUUUUCUCUAGAUCUCCAGGACCAGAUUAUAAUGUUAACCAGAAACCUAACGCGAAAAAUUCGGAAAAGUAUACGUUUGGGUACCGAAGAUCAAAGGGAGCCCAAGAUAGUUUAAUGAAUAAGACUUCUACAACUAAGACAGUAGGACCAGGAAGAUAUGUACCUGAGUCGUGUCAAAACCCGAGUAACAAGAAAAACAACCCUAAAUGGACACUUCCUAAGGCUAGAAGAAGUUUAGAUCAGUCCAAAAGCCUCACGAAGCAUCAGACUUAUGAUACGAGGUCAUCUGUUGGGAAGCAAUACACAUCCAAAAACAAGAAUGCAAGAGCUGCUCAUUUUGGAACUGCAAGCAGAGAUGCCAAGGUAGGCCACUUCAGGGACACAAUGGCAGGAGCCAUGAAGGUCAGAAUGCCUCAUGCGUCAUACUAAGGAACCCUU